UUGUAAAAUCAUGGAGCAACAAUAAUUUAUCUGAGGAAUGUUCAGGCUGUCUUUUUUAGAUUCAAAUAAUUAUGCAAUCUUUAGAGGUUCACAAAUUCCGAUUACUUUAAUUUUGAUUUAUAUAAUCCAUGGGGCACUAACUUGCAUUUUUCAAAUCGGGAACGAGCAGAUGAAAUAUGAAUAGCCCCCUCAUCAAGUGUUAACUCAGUUUUUAUAACUACCUGCAAAACAACAAGAAGUCCUCAACACCCUCUAAACAAAAAUAAUGUUGGAGACAAUCUAAAUAAUCAAGUUGCCAAUGUUCUUUACACUUCUUGGAGUAUUCCACCUGUUCAUGAUGUCUGCUGGAGGCAGCUCUCCAUUAGACACAGACAAUGGUGAUGAAGCGGUUAACCAAGCGAGGGCAUCAGGCACAGAGAAAGAGAAGACACAAGAUUACGAGGACGAAAACUUGGAAGACGUCGCUGCUGAUAUUUAUGACUUGAUUAAAGACAUCAGAGAUCCUGAAAAGCCCAACUCGCUGGAAGACCUUGAAGUUGUGUUUGAGGAAGGUGUAAAAGUUUAUCCCUUGAAAGGCUAUGAAGAUGGGUACAUCAUUCGUGUUCAGUUCACGCCAACGGUGCCACACUGUUCGUUAGCUACAUUGAUUGGUUUGUGUAUCAGAGUAAAACUGGAAAGAAGUCUUCCUCAAAAACAUAAGCUGGACAUUUAUAUCACAAAAGGCACCCAUUCCACAGAAGAAGAAAUUAACAAACAAAUCAACGAUAAGGAGAGAAUAGCAGCUGCAAUGGAGAAUCCCAACCUCAAAGAACUGGUGGAGAAAUGUGUGGCAGAAAAUGACACUUGAACAUCCUACUGCUUAUAGACAAUAUAAACCUACGCAUCACAUGUUGGAACAUCCUACUGAUAGUCGACAUAGCCUAAUGCAUCACAUGUGACAAUGGAGCCACAGAGCAUGGACUGCAAGCAGGCUGAUUUGAACGCAGGCAGCUCAUAAGGAAAGAAAAUAUUCUAUCUUGUGCUUUGGGGGAUUGAAUUGUCUUAUUUGUAUCGACUUUUGAUAUAUAGAAAGGGGGCACAUCUCUAAAUGUGUUCAGCCGUUAUUUAUGAAGGGAUGCAAAAUGUUACACUUUUAUCUUAAUUCAGACUUUUUAAAUCAGCCUGGUGAAGAAAAUAGUUGUUACUUUUAUCUACUUCUGUAGAGCUGAGGACACUGUUGACUUAUGGCACAAAACGUACAGUUUCCCAUGGCAAAUGUAUGGCAGUAUGGCCAGGGUUAAAGGCAGUGGACACUAUUGGUAACUUCUCAAAAUAAUUAUCAUCAUAAAACCUUUCUUGAUUACAAG
Asterias rubens (European starfish) is the source of this 1346-nucleotide messenger RNA. Its product is annotated as cytosolic iron-sulfur assembly component 2A-like. The transcript is spliced from 6 exons. The record is from RefSeq and is a predicted model, not a curated record. The coding region runs from base 299 to 847 and encodes 182 amino acids. Lineage: Eukaryota; Metazoa; Echinodermata; Asteroidea; Forcipulatida; Asteriidae.